Messenger RNA from Corythoichthys intestinalis (scribbled pipefish), 12308 nucleotides. RefSeq names its product polycystic kidney disease 1b (gene pkd1b). The record is from RefSeq and is a predicted model, not a curated record. Gene Ontology annotation, cellular component: plasma membrane. Gene Ontology annotation, molecular function: protein binding; monoatomic cation channel activity. The transcript has 41 exons. Gene Ontology annotation, biological process: kidney development; calcium ion transport. NCBI's taxonomy places the organism in Eukaryota, Metazoa, Chordata, Actinopteri, Syngnathiformes, Syngnathidae. The coding region runs from base 1 to 12249 and encodes 4082 amino acids.
AUGCCAUGGGACCCCCAGCAGCCUACCAAGCCCAUGGCAGGGCAGGGCCCCCUGUCAGAGCAGGGGACAUCCAGCCAAUACACUGGCUUCCAGCCAGCGACCCGCAAUGGAGUGCAGGGUGGAUACCCAGACAGAGAAGAGAGGGGAAGGCGGAGGCAGGAGAACGCUGAGGAGCUGCUGCGGGGUGACGCAAGAUCGGAGCCCCAAACUCCCCCUGUUCCCGCGGCCGGUAGCCCAGGCAGAGGGGGAGGCCACGACCCGGGAGCCGCGCUAAAGAGAAAAAGCCGCCCCGCAGAAGUCGGCUCCUGUCUGGAAGGCAGUCGCGUCCACCUGUCCAGCCUGCGAUGCUUCUGGCUGUCAGAUAAAACGUCUACGUGGUCUGAGGCGUCGGCGUCUUGUCGAAAGACUCACGGAGGGCGUAUUGCAGCUGCUGAAACAUUAGAGCUGCAAAAUUUCCUUCACCACGCCUUCCCAGUGAAAAGCACAGUUUGGGUUUGGAUUCAAGGAAUAAGUGACAACACACCGGAUAAAGUUGUGGAGUCCGCAAGUCCUGCGUGGCGAGAUGGAAACGGUGACAAACAGGAAAUGUGCACUCAAAUUGCUUUGGGAACAACUGGACAGUGGAGGAUGACCCCGUGUGUUAGAAAAUACCACUUCCUUUGUCAAAAUGACUUAAAUGAGUCCUUACCGGACCCAAGCAGUUACGUGGUGGGAGUGGUUCUGAUGUCUGGCAUCUACCCUCAGGCCCAGAUAGACACUUUAACUACUGUCCCUGAUGUUGAACAACUUGUAGUGGAGAUGCAGUUGUUCCCAGGCUUGUGGUUCAGUCAUGCAGGUCAAGUCACAUCACUGGAACUGGUGGUCCAGCCCAGCUCGACCUCGUCUCUGGCCCGUAUUCAAAUCCUUCGGCCCUACUGUACUCCCAACUAUCACUUAGUACCACCAGGUUGCACUUCACUGAUAAAUCCAUUUAGCUGCUGCUCAAGGGUUCCACUGUGCAACACAACAGGCGGGUGCAGCACGGGCCAGUACUGGUGUCACAUUCUAGAAUCUUGCCUUCCUACUAGUAGUCCCUGUUCACCAUACGUCUCAGCGGCAAUGGGACGUGGCUUUACGUUGCCACCCCGAUACCCAGCCAUAGCACCUUUUUACCACUUAGUAGCUGACAUACCGUUGAAAAUAAGCCCCAUCUCACAACUGCAAACUUCAACUGUUCUUCUUCCAGUAGGAGCCAUAGUUGUGUACCCUGACGAUAUUGUUGCCGUUCAACACACCCGUAAUCCUGGAACCUUUCUGCACUGCCAUACCAGCGAAGCACCCCUAAAUUCUCCGUGGCAACAGAGUUACCUAUCUCUUCGUGGGACAGAGUGGGGAGGCUGGUUCGAGGGAGGCCUCACUUUCAUGCCCCAAGGUGAUCACUGGGUCGACGGCGUAGUAUGUGAUCUCAGGUUGCUUUAUGCAGACACUCUUCACGGAGGUACUGAGCACGAGCAGAUUUCAGAAACAACCACACUGUCUUCCACAAAGACCCUCAAUAAUGUGCAAUCUACAUUCGGGCUGAAGAUCAUCCAUCCUCCACUGGAUGAAAAGAACCAGAUUCACGUCCAAAUUAACGUUCCGACCCCCAUGGUUGUCAUGGUACUGUCCGGAGAGAAAACCUUGUGUUCGAUGUCUUCUCCGGUGCUCCAAACUGGGCUCCCCUUUAGCCAAACUUGCCCCAAAAUCCUUUCCGAAUGCAAGACGUAUUCUGAGGAUGCGUGGUUCUCCUCGGUGACUUUAGUUUUGUCCUCAGUAGGGGUUCAGACUCUGAAUGUCAGCGUGGCAGAUGCUGUUAGCUCUCAGAGUAUGAAUAUAACGCUGUGUAGCUAUGAGGCAGUGUCAGGACUCAGCGUGGAGCCACGAGGACACAGGAGGAUGCUCGUGGAUGUUCCUCAGUCAUUUACAGCCCAAGUGGAGAGUGGUUCUUCAGUGACAUUCUCAUGGGUGAUUGACAACUUGGAGUCUUUUGUAUAUGAAGGAGAAUCUUACAGUGUCGUGUUUAAGAAACCUGCUGAGUACAAACUCAAGAGCGAGCAACUCCUCCUAACAGUAGAUGAAAUCCACCCAUUGGGUGAGCCUGAGUUCCUGUUUGUCAGGGAGGUUGUAGCUGUGGGUACUUGCCAUCUCUUUACCCUCAGGCUCAAAGUGGACAUUGCCUUGCCCACUACCUUCAGAUGGAAUUUUGGAGAUGGUAGCAGUACCGUUGUCCAUACCGAACCUGCUCCAUGUGACACUAAUGAAUCGCUAGCUGACAAAACACAGACACAAGUGUACGUGCAGCACUCUGUCAACUUCACCUAUUCUGGACCAGGCAACUACCAUCUUCAAGUGGAAGUUACCAACCAAUACGAAAAAGUGGAAAAGUCUACCAAGAUAAGCGCCCGCCCUUUGCUAAAACGGCUUUUUCUCAACUCCUCUGCUGCUGUGGCCAUAGUUAACCAGACUUAUCUUCUGGAAGCCUGCACUGACCCUGUCGAUGACGACGUCUUCUACACAGUAGAUUUUGGUGAUAAAUCCAACGUUGCCCAAAGUGCUGACCACAAAGUUAAGCACACCUUCACUUCUGCGGGACAAUACAACGUCACAGUGUUUGCUAACAACACUCUUUCAAUGCUUACUACCUGGCUCAUGGUGGAGGUUAUAGAGAAAAUAACUGGACUAAGUGUCAAUUGCAACGCUCCCAGUGAGUUGGGCUCUAUUACAGAUUUCGUCGCUACGAUCGCAACUGGUACGAGACUUAUUUGGGACUUUGACUUUGGCGAUGGAUCAGAGCGGAGAAACCUUACGGACGGCUCAGUUUCACAAACCUAUAAGUUUGCGGGGAACUACACAGUGCGGGUUAAUGUCUCUAAUUCAUUUAGCCGUGCCCACCAAUUUAUCAGCGUGCUAGUCUAUAGGUUGACCGUUAUAGGAGUUACGCCAACGGAGUGUGUCGUGACGGGUAGAACUACAGUGUUUUCUGCUUUGGUGAAUGGAAACGCAUCCAUGCUGGUUUUCUCUUGGCUUUUUGGUGAGGGAACAACUGCAACUGUGGUGACAGGGCGAUCCACAGCUAGGCACAUAUUUUCCAGUCCAGGGAUUUACCAUGUUAACCUAACUGUGAAAAGCAUUUCUACUACAGUGGCAUAUAACACCACUGUCUGUGUACAAACAGCAAUUACUGCCAUGUCAGUGCAAUCAUCUCAAGAUAUAGCAGCCACAGGAGAAGAAGUAUGUUUCAGGGUAUCAUUUUCUCCAGAACAGAGAACAAUUAAUCAAUUUAAGUGGAUGAGUAGCUUUUCCAGUCAAGCUGUUGUCACAGAACAUAGUCGACAAUGUUUUAUCUUUCGAGACGAAGGCCUUCAAGAGGUAUCCGUGACAGCGAGUAACAAUGUAAGCAGCAAAACGGCAAAAGCUAGCGUCACCGUUCAAAAACCUGUUAGCGAUUUCGCUAUGGUGCACGGCAGUGACAUUGUCACUGUCAAUUUAUCAUCACCAUUUUGGAUUGCUAGUUACACUGGCAGCAACGUGUCUGUGAUUUGGGAUUUUGGAGACGGUUCCCCGGCAGAGGAGACGCAAAAUGCGUCGCAUGUCUUUACCACAACGGGUGAAUUCACAGUCACCGCCACGGCAUUCAACGCGGUAAGUCGAGAAACUGUACACCGGAAAGUGAAUGUCCUGCAUCCUAUUUCAGACUUUAGCCUUCAAAUCAAACAGCCGUUCAGUGUGGUUAGAGAAGAAACUUUAAUCACAGCAGUUAGCAGCGAUCAGAGGAGCAGUACCACCUUCUAUUGGACGGUGGACGGUUUGGUUCCAACGCAGCAGGGAUCGCGGACAUUUCGAUUUGUUUUUCUCAAAGCCGGACAUUAUAGAGUGAGGUGUACAGCCCAGAACUUGGUGAGCAAAAGGGAUGCUGUGAUUUUAGUUGAAGUCUUUGAGAGAAUAGAAGGUCUUCACAUAGAUUGUCCUAGAUGGGCAAAUAUGACGUUCAUACCAACUCAUGAGGAUGUGGUGUUUUUCGCUUCAGCCACCAAAGGCUCUAAUGUCACAUAUACGUGGCUAGUUAAACAAAGUACAAUAAAGCAUCCCAUUACAGCUGAUGGAGAACGUUUUCAGUUGGUAGUUGAAACUCCCGGAAGGCUUACAAUUCAGUUAAGUGCCUCGAACAAAUUAGGUGAGACCACCAGCGUUGCUUCUCUUGUGGCUGUGGAACGUGUAACAAGUGCCCACAUGACAACACAGACAAAUACGGUGGCGUUGGGGAAGUUUCUCAACAUUUCAGUGUCAGUUUCUACUGGUUCUGACCUGAAGUACCUUUGGUUUGUGGACAGCCAUCUUCAACCCUUUGAGACGGAUGCACCUUUUCUUCUUCACAGGUUCGCAAGUUUAGGAGAUCAUUUCAUCAAAGUUUUUGUACAGAACAGUGUCAGUCAAUGUCACGACACUAAAAUCUUUAAGGUCCAACAGGAGAUAGAAGACGUGGACUUUAGCAUUGGUGACAAGAUGUUUCCGUUUCACAUGAGCACAAACGCCACUCGGUCAUUCCAAGCGGUUGUCCGCAAAGGCAGCGAUCUGCAUUGGGAUUGGAAAAUUAGCAGUGUCCUAGCCACCAUUUUUCAGUCCACCAACCAUACAUUUACCUACACUUUUCUUCUUGAAGGCAUUUACAGAGUGUCUUUGAAUGCCUCCAAUGCAAUUAACUGGCAGGAGGUUACACAUAGCGUGACUAUCCAGGAUCAAAUAGAAGGUCUAAACUUAAACAUUACCAAAGAUAUUCUCUGCGUUCAGGAAGAAGUUACUUUCAUACCAUCAGUCAAGAGAGGAAGCAAUGCAAGUUUUCUUUUGGUUUUUGAAAGUAAAGAUUGGAUCGGUAGUCACAAUGUGCUUAACGGAUCGUUCACCACAUCAGACCUUCCAGUAGGGAUAUGUAAAGUUAAACUGACAGCUCGGAAUCAGGUGAGCAGUGCACAAAUGUCAACCCACGUCAAAAUCAUGGAGAAUAUAAAAACAUUGCAACUCUUAAGCCCCGCCCUACACUCUAUAGAGGCUAUGAAGGAGGCUAAUUUUACCAUGGGUGAUCAAAAUGAGUUUCCAGUUAACUACACCUGGAUAUUUUACUUAGAAGAUACAGAACCUUUGCGGCUCACUGGAAAGGAAAUCAUCUUCACUCCACAAGUGAAUGGUUCAUUGUCGGUAACUGUGCUCGCAAGUAAUGGUAUCUGCUCUAAGAUGCUCAACAAGACUCUGACUGUUGAAAUGCCUGUUAAGGAGGUUCAGCUUUCUCACUCCGGACCAAUAUUUUCUCGACACCCAGUAAUAAUGUCUGCCAAAGUCAAUGGAGGGAGCAACCUGAGAUACGUGUGGACCUUUGGAAAUCCCAGAACAGAGUUGACCACAAGUAUCAAUGCGGUAAAUCACACAUUUGACAAAUCCGGCAUGUACAUAGUCAAAGUCAACGUCUCCAACAGUGUCAGCCACGCAUCUGUGCAAGUACGCAUAAAAGUGGAAGAUUUGCAGUGUUCCAGCCCUCAAGCAUUUCUGAUUCAAAGCCAGCCAACUAUCUUCAGAUCGAGAGUGAGUUUGUUUGAAGCAAGUGUGGACAUUAACUGCUCUGCUUACAAGACAAUGUACCAGUGGGAGAUGUUCAGAGCGUCCGAUUGCAGUAACCUUAAUAUGAAGCCGAAGCAGAACAAAGUGUUUCUGCAUAAUGCAAAGUCACCGUUACUCCGGCUGCCGAAGCAUUCUCUCAGUGUGGGACAGUAUUGCCUUUUGUUCACUGUCUCACUCCAAGGAACCCCUUUGCUCACGCAACAACAAACUGAAGUCACUGUCGUCAGCUCUCCGCUGGUGGCUGUCAUCAAGGGAGGGUCACAUAGACUGUGGCCAAGCAGGCGUGAUCUUGUUCUGGAUGGGAGUGGAUCUCAAGAUCCUGAUGCAGACCUGAGAGCAGAGGAUGCUUUGCAGUAUCAUUGGAGCUGUAGGACAGAGGUAACUGUGUGUGAAACGGCACAACUUCCUGUGCUUGUGGAGUGUGUAUCCUGUCCAGGCCACAGUGCCACCAUCCUGGCUGGUCAUUGUGGAGAGUGUGAUGACCAAGCUCAGUAUAACUGGACUGCUGAGGAUGAGUCGGGCGUGACAGUCAACCUGGAUGAGGUCGUCAGCCCUGCAGGAAGACACUCGUCCAAACUGGAGCUGCGUUCAGAUAUCGUACUGCCAGGGAACAUGUAUACCAUCACUCUCAAUGUGACUGUGCCUGGUAGUGGGAGGUGGGGCAGCGCAAGUCAAACAGUGACACUCAACAAGCCACCUUAUGGAGGUCUGUGUCAACUGAAGACCGAGUCGAACGUUCAUCCACUGGGGACUGUAGUCACGUAUAAAUGCUCAGGGUGGAAAGAUGAGGAAAAGACACCCUCGGAGCUCAUCUAUACUUUUCAGGUUGCACCUUGCCAUCCUGCAGUGUGCCCUGUUCUCACUCUGUACAAGGGCACUCGGUCAGUUUUUGCCACUGUGGUUCCAGUGGGAAGUCCUUUGCAAGGACAAAAUUAUUCUCUUAUCACUGUCACUUUGCUCAUAGAAGAUCAUCUUGGGUCAAGCGUCGUUGGUCUAAACAGAACUCUGAGAGUUCCGACUCAUGUAAACGUGAUGAGAGAGUCUCUUAGGACCAAGAACCAGAUAGAAAUGUGGGCCUUAAUUCAACAUGGCAACCCUCAGGAAAUUAUCCCAUAUUCCAUUGCUCUCACGAGUCAUCUUAACCAGAUAGAUUCUGGGUCAAGUGGGCCGACCAGUGAGCUCAAAAUUAAGAGGCAGAUAAGAGAAAAUGUUACCAAAGCUUUGGUGUCCCUUCCAAUUUCGUCCCUGAUGGACGUUGAUCAGAUCAGCUCAGCGCUAGCCCAGUCCACUGCUGUUCCUGUUGAGUUGACGUGUGUUGGCUGUCAAGAAAAGGUUCUUGAAGCAGUUGGGAAGAUGAUUCAUGUAAUUGAGGAACACAAAGGUUCUGACGGGGCUCGUUCAGUCUUCGACUUAGGAAAGAACAUCCUUAGCAUUGUAGGUAGCUCUUUGGCCGCUACGUCAUUAUCAGCCAUGGGCUCAAGAUCUCAACAGAACGACUCCAGAACUUUGCAAACCGCAUCAUUCGUCACCUUGUCGGCAAUUAGCCAUGCAGGGGCCUUAAUGCGCUCCCUAAUGCCUCGUCCUGGCGAGGCACCCCUUUCGUUCACAACACCUUAUAUCAGUACAGCCGGUUUCUACGGAGACCCGGCCAACCUUCUCUGCUCCAAGCAUUCGGAUCAAACACCCACAAUUCCCUCACCGUUAUCAACACCACCAUGUUCAUUCCAAAUCCCAACCAGACUCGCCACUCAUUUAAAGAGUCAACGCUCAGAGCUGGUGCAGGUGCUUUUAGGUCUGGAUGAGUCUCACUCUUUGCAGGCUGCAGCUCACCCUGCAAUCUCCACCUCUUUGGUUGCCAUGGAGAUCACCACCCCCCAGGGUGAGCCCAUAUCAGUCCGGGAUCUUGAGAAUGACCACGCCAUUCGCGUCACCCUGCACAAUAAGCUUCCUCUGGAGAUGAGGGAUGCAAGACUGGAUGGAAACACCAAUAGUACAUGCCCCACUGUCAAGCUUCCAGCAGAGGGGUGUUUGAAUUUCACAGUAAAAACUGUUGGUGGCCUGGAUGAAAAUUCAGGUUUAUAUAUUUCGUACAACUUCAGCCUCUUGCCAGGAAUUACUUCAGACACUUUGGGCCAUGUCAAGAUAGAAAUGACGAGUGGGUCGCAGGACUCCUUCAUAAACGAGUGGCCAAUCAAUCUUUCGGCUCUGACCACCUUCACAGAGAAAACCGUAUUUCUGUCUCCACUCUCUCUGUGCCAAUACUACAACGUCAAGGAGGGGGGUUGGAGUAGUGAGGGUCUCAAGCCACUGGAAGACACCACACUCCAAACGGUGCACUGCCUGACUCAUCAUCUCACCAUGUUCGGGGCCAGUUUGUUUGUUCAUCCUGGAGCUGUCGUGCUACUCCCACCCGCAGGCAGUCCUGAGCUUAAUGUGCUGGUGGGGAUUGUAUGCGCUGUUCUGAUCCUGAUUCACCUGCUGGUCGGACUCAUUGCCCAUAAACUGGACCACCUGGACAGCCUAAGACUGAGUCAAGUUCCCCUGUGUGGCCGAGCGGGCUUGUACCACUACAGGGUACUGGUCAAGACUGGCUGGAGGCAAGGAGCAGGCACCACAGCACAUGUUGGCAUCAGUUUGUACGGUGUCAACAAGAGCGGCUCUCGCCAUCUGCAAAGGGAUGGGGCUUUUCAACGUGGUAGCCUGGACCAAUUUCAUGUAGAGACAGAUGAGAACUUGGGGGAAGUCUGGAAAAUACGGCUAUGGCAUGACAACACAGGCUUGGACCCGUCCUGGUAUGUUCAGCAUGUGGUCGUCUGGGACCCUGUGACGGACCACAUGUUCUUCUUUCUGGUGGAUGACUGGCUCUCAGUGGAAAAUCCAAAGAAUGGUACUUUGGAGAAAGAAAUCCUGGCCUCAUGUCCUGAAGAGCUUUCCCAAUUCCGGCGAAUCCUGUCCUCACAGUUAAUAUUUGGAAUGGUGGAGCGCCACCUGUGGCUCUCACUCUGGCAACGCCCCAACCACAGUAUUUUUACCAGAGCUCAGAGAGUUACCUGUAGUGCUUUCAUGCUGCACCUAUACCUGGCAUUUGGUGCACUUUGGUACGGCGCUGUUGGUUCUCGUGAGCACAGUGGACCAGUGUCUGCCAAAGUGCUGGUCAAUAUGGAAACUGUAGCAGUGGGAAUGGUCAUUUCAGUUCUGCUCUUUCCUCUCCAGUGUUUGAUCUGCUUUUUGUUCCGAAAAGCCCACAGUCAGGUAGUCAUCGUGGAAUCAGUUCCUCCUUCACCAGUUUGUUAUUCUGUGGAGAUGGACGACUUCCUAGGCCAGUCAGAACGAUCACAACCAUCCUUCUUAUCUCUGUCUGGCACCUCGAGUCGAUUCCGAGACAGUCCCUCAUCAUUGCUGGAGAGCAAAGCUGUUGACUCCAGCAUUCUGGACUUCUGGGCAGCUUCUGGUUUGGUGCCCCAGACGGACGAAGCCCGUCAAGAGGAGAUUGAAACUUCAUGGGCGUCCUGCGACAGCUUACUCAAAGAGUCCAAUGACCCAUGUGAAGCCUCGCUUGCCUUAUGCGCACGCCAACUAAGGAGGAAAAAGGCUCGCAAGCAGCUGCACCUGACCCCACAGACCUCUUCUGACCCACCUGUUGCCCUUCUUCAUCCCAUCCAAAAAGACAAUAUGGACUAUUACUUUCCUCAUGCACAGGAUCAUGAUACUACCAGUCCACACCAGGUUCACAACCACAAUAUGAACACAUUUUUGACCCUUUCCGAGGAGAAUCUGCUGAUGUCAAUAGAAGAAUCAACCAAGGGCACGCGCCAUUUCACCAAAAACAACUCAGACAGUGGUCGGGACUCGCUUACAACAACCUCAUCAUUCUCAAACACCCAGAGCACCUCUUGCAGUAGUUGGUCAGAUCACACUGAAGAUAAAAUCCACCAUGAGCCAAAGUUCCUUAAUUUGGAGACGGAAUCGGGUCCUUCACUAUGCGAGACACAACUCUACAGAUGUCCAUCUGUCCUAUCAAUGGACUCUGUGGCCAGUACCUUCCUGCCAAGUCCUUCUCCUGACUUGACAAGAUGUUCCUCCACCACACGCAUCGGUAUCGCUCGAGGUCGGCCCAGCUGGCUGUUUCCAUCCUGGGUGUUGUGUGUCAUCUACCCACUCGUGGCUGUUUUGAUUGGAACCUGCCUCGCUUUGGUUGGAAUCUAUGGCAGCCUCUUCUCCAGAACAGUUGUUCUCAUGUGGCUUAUAUCGGCACUGUCUGCUUUUCUCACCUCUGCUCUUUUGCUGGAACCUUUCAAGGUGUGCAUUCAGGCCUUGAUCUACACUGUCAUUUGGCGACCUGUGGAUCCAGAGGUUGAGGACCAACUAGCCCAGGAGACCACCGUGGCGAGGGCUUUUGGAGAGCAAGGUGGGAAGGUCCGCCCGCCCUGCGGCUAUGGACUGCUUCAAGCUAAGGAGGAGGCUCGGAAAGUCCGCGCACUGAGGUCCCUCAUGAAGCAUUGUGUUUUCCAGCUUCUAUUUCUGUUGCUGGUGCUCAUGGUGAACUACCAGGACAGUGUGGAAAGAAGCCAGGGAAGACUGUUGCAUUCCACUGUUAGACGCCAACUUCACAAGGCUGCCCAGGGCGUCCCCAACCUGACAUCUAUUAGAAACUGCUUGGAUGCAGAACAGUGGAUAAACAGCACCUUGGUGACAUUUUUGCACCAGAACCCCUUGCUUCACCUGGUGGGGUUGCCACAGCUCCGGUAUGCACACACUCAGGGCCGUGCGCAAAUCACACUGGGAAACAGCACUGUGGCGACACGCCGAGCCCUUGCUGACAUUCACACGGGAGCUUUUUGCAAUAAGCAGCUCAAAGGCCUUUCUUUGGAUUUUACUCAGUACCAUAGAGAGUCUGGUUUAUUCCUGUGUGUGUCCAUCCAGUUAGAUUGGGUGCCAAGAGUCACUUCUUCCCUUUCUAUCUAUCCGUUCUUCAUCCCAUCACCGCAUAAAGGCUUGGACCUCCAUCUGGCCCUGAUGGUUUUCCUUCUCAGUUCUGCUCUUCUCAUCUUGUUGGGGGAAUGGUGGUCGGCGUCCCAUGAGCGCGCUCAGUAUCUGCGUCAAAGCAAACACUGGCUACAGCUCCUGCUAGCUGCGUUAUCUCUGGCGACAAGUGUGCUACACCUCUGCUAUCGCUCCCAGGCUUUUUUCUGUCUUUCCCAGCUGAGGUCCCAACCUGACAGCUUCAUCUACUUCCAUGGCCCUGCCCUAAUGACUCAGAUGUCUUCUCAAUCUGCAGCUUUCUUACUCACGUUUCUGGUCCUAAAGCUAUUAGGAACAUUGAGAUUUGUGCGGAGGUGGAUCGUGAUCAUUAGAGUCUUGAACAGAGCUAAGAAGGAGUUGUGGGCCUUAGGUUUCCUCUUGAUGCUACUCUUUCUGUUCAGUACUCAUUUGGGGAAUACGCUUUUUUCACAAUCAGCUGAAGGAUUUUUGCCAAUGCACCAGGUUUUCGUGUCCAUUCUGCGUGUCCGGUUUGGCCUUCAAAGAUUAUGCCGAGUCCACCCUGUCGUUGGCCCUCUCUAUGGACUCCUGCUGAUGAGUGCAAGUGUCUGGCUUUUGGCAAAACUCUUUGGAGCCGUUCUCAUUCAUGCGUACAGAGCUGAAAAAGCAGACAUUUACCGGCCGACGACAGAACCGCAGGACUAUGAAAUGGUGGAGUUCUUCAUUAAGAGGUUGAAACUGUGGAUCGGACUCACCAAGGCUAAAGAAUUCAGACACAGGGUGAAGUUUGAAGGCAUGGACGUUCCUCCUUCCAGAGCCUCCCAGGAAUCCCGUCUUUCUACUCACUAUUCCACCCUUCCAUCUUGUCACUCGCCAUCUUUGUCAUCUUCCUCGUCCUCUCCACGCCCCUUGUCUUCCUCCCUCUCUGUCCUGUCCGAAGACUCUUCACUUUCUGAGCAAGGGUUUGACGUUCAACCUUUCCUGGAGCACCUGCUGCCGUGUGUGAACGCUCUGCUAUCUCAAUUUGAUCGGGUCGCCCAGAUUACUGAAGAAGUGCACCAUCUGGAGGUUGAACUUGAAGAUUUUCUGUGCAGAAGAAAGAAAAGUAGGAUUGGUAACAAGGAGAAAAGUGAGGACGCGGUCCAAAAAACGGCAAAAACAAAAGAUCAGGAGGAUGACGGGAGGACUCAAGGUGAAGUAAGACGCAGGAGGACUGGUUUGCUUUACGCUAAUCCUCCAAAAUCUCUGUCAUCCGUGUUUCCUUUCAUUCCUCCUUCCACAAUCAGCCCCCCUGCCGCAGCGGGCCGACUCUUCCCACGCACACGGAGCUCUCACUCUGAAUCGGAGUCAUUACAUUUGAAGUAUCACAUGUUUAGCGACACAAGUGAAGCUGCAAAUCCUAUAAUAGGAAGUUCUAGUUUGCAUCCUUUACGUUCUCCCGGUUUUGUAAGUUUCCCCAAGAGGAGAGCGUGGCAUUCUGGAAGUUCUCACUCAGCCGAUGCAGCUCAAAGGUUGUGGCUUAAACAAUGUGGCAAUUUUGCUCUCACCUUCAUCAGACCAAAUAGCGAAGAGGGCAUGAGGAGACGUAUCAGUGAUGGGGCACCAAAAAAGAGGAAGGCUUGGAUCUCUGAAGGACCAUAGAGACUUCAUAAUGUAUUGACGUGACACGGGGCCGAUAAAUAGGGGGCUUGCAUUGUUGG